Messenger RNA from Penicillium cataractarum, 186 nucleotides. RefSeq lists its product as uncharacterized. Lineage: Eukaryota; Fungi; Ascomycota; Eurotiomycetes; Eurotiales; Aspergillaceae. The transcript has a single exon. The record is from RefSeq and is a predicted model, not a curated record. The coding region runs from base 1 to 186 and encodes 61 amino acids.
AUGCCCUGUGCAUACGCGCCACAGGGUACCGUUGCACCUGGGACCCUGUCGCAUGUCGGCACUGGUCAGCCACAUGGCGGCAACGUGGCGUUAGGGUUCAAAAGGCGACGUGAUGGCCGAAAUAUGGAUCUUCAUACCCACCCGAGCGAUAUCCGGUGGCCACAGGUGUUCCUGGCGGACGGUUGA